Molecule: messenger RNA, 1329 nt
Organism: Pieris macdunnoughi
Lineage: Eukaryota; Metazoa; Arthropoda; Insecta; Lepidoptera; Pieridae
Source: the annotation of a GenBank genome assembly
AUGUCAAUGGAAAAUGAAGAACCAAUGGAAGCAAGUUCCUCUGAAAGUGAGGAUGAUGAGAUGGACGAAAAAUCAGAUGACGACGACGAUCGUCCAAAAACAUUCCUUCCUGGUCAAGAACUAAAAGAAGAUGAGCAGCUGGUAUGUGACCAGUCUGCGUAUGUUAUGUUGCACCAGGCCCAGACCGGAGCUCCGUGCCUAAGCUUCGAUAUUAUACAAGAUAAUCUAGGAAACGAUAGACAUCAAUUUCCGAUGACGGCGUAUCUCGUCGCCGGUACACAAGCACAAAGCGCACACCUUAAUAAUAUUCUAGUGUUCAAAAUGUCAAACCUUCAUCAAACUUCAAAAGGAGAGGAUGAAGCAUCAGAAAGUGAAGAUGACGAUGAUGAGGAAGAAGAUGAAGAACAUAAACCAGAAAUGACAUUUGCUGUCAUUAAAAACCAAGGCUGUGUCAAUAGGAUAAGGGCAACUAAUUUUAAAAAUUCUGUGUUAGCAGCAAGUUGGUCUGAACUGGGGAGAGUUGAUGUAUGGAAUAUAACACAGCAAUUGCAAGCUGUUGAUGAACCAGCAUUACUAGAAAGAUACAAUCUUGAUACAGUGGCUAAUCCUGUUAAACCUUUAUACUCUUUUAAUGGCCAUCAGCUAGAAGGCUUUGGAUUAGAUUGGUGCCCAACUGAGCCAGGUGUGUUAGCAACAGGAGAUUGUAGAAGAGACAUCCACAUAUGGAAACCAAAUGAAGCUGGAACAUGGACAGUGGAUCAAAGGCCUCUGGUUGGUCAUACAGGCUCAGUUGAAGAUAUCCAAUGGUCUCCUAAUGAAAGGAAUGUAUUGGCAACUUGUUCAGUGGACAAAACAAUUAGGAUAUGGGACACAAGAGCAGCCCCUAGCAAAGCAUGCAUGUUGACUGCAGAAAAUGCUCACCAAAACGAUGUGAAUGUGAUAUCAUGGAAUAGUAAAGAACCAUUUAUAGCCAGUGGUGGAGAUGAUGGAGUCUUACAUAUUUGGGAUUUAAGGCAAUUCCCUACUGCUCCAGUCGGUACAUUUAAACACCAUACAGCACCAAUAACCUCGGUAGAGUGGCAUUGGACAGAAGCUUCAGUUUUGGCAUCUUCUGGUGAAGACAAUCAAGUAGCCUUCUGGGACUUGGCUGUUGAACGAGAUGACGAUGAAGUUGUUGAUGAGGAAUUAAAGAACUUACCACCCCAACUACUUUUUAUACAUCAAGGACAGACAGAUAUUAAGGAACUUCACUGGCACAAGCAGAUACCUGGAGUGAUGGUUACAACUGCUCAUACAGGGUUUAAUAUAUUUAAAACUAUAAGUGUAUAA